AUGUCACUUGAGCGACAGAUACAACAGGAAAGUGAACGAUUUCAAACUCUACUUGGUCGUUUAUCUGAUACGCAAUGGAGCGAAGCGGCAUUACCAAAAGCAAAGUCUCACGUGGAGGCUUGUCGAAGCCAGGCUCACCUCGCGCAAGAAAAGAUUAUUACGUUUAACGCAGCAAGCGAAAAAGAGCACAAACGUUUGGUCGACAUGAAGGGACAUGGUGCUAAACACGUUUGGUACAAAGUUCGAGGCAAGCUAGAGCAUCGUUUGGAAGAACAAGAGAGGAAAUGGCUGCAAGAGUUUGAGAAAUACAAAGAAGAAGAACAUCAUUUGGCAGUCCUGAAUGAAGAAAUAUGCUCUGCUGAGAAACAUUUGCACCAGUGUCAACGCUCCUAUGAAGAGUUUUUAGAGACCAAGUGA
This is a messenger RNA of Rotaria socialis, 417 nucleotides long. The record is from the annotation of a GenBank genome assembly. NCBI's taxonomy places the organism in Eukaryota, Metazoa, Rotifera, Eurotatoria, Philodinida, Philodinidae.